UGUAGCGACAGCGUUCAGAAUCAGUGAAUGUUCGUGUUUACCUGAUUUUUAGUCACUUAAACGUGAAAAACCCCAAUAAUAUAUAAUAAAGAAGACUGUCGUGGUUAAACCUGGCGGUUUGGGGCUAAACCUGUUAUCUAACUAGCCAAGUUUCCCAACUUUGCUCCUGGAGAACCCUGAACAUUUCAGUGUUUACCUGCUCUGUAAGGCCAGUUCAGGUCAUGGAGAGCUUAAUAUUGAGAUGAUAAGUUAAGAUUUGUUCUGUUGUAGCAGAAAUAGUCAGUAAAAUAAGCUGGACAGGGGUAACCAGAAGAAUAACAACAUCUAAAUGAGACCUCUUUAUCUCAUUUACUUCUCCUACACUCAGAAAUAAAGGAGAAAGUGACCAUUCCGUUUGGGACCAAAGUACUGGACGGUGUUCUGACUGUUCCUGAAGUGGAGGCCGUGCGGACGGGCCUUGUCCUCACACAUGGAGCCGGAGGGGACAUGAACCUGAAAGCCCUGCGUUCUCUGGCCGGCUGCACGGCCACAUCUGGUGUCCUGUGUCUCCGUUUCACCUGUAAAAGUCUCAAUUUCACCUACAGAGUGCGGGCGUUUCAGGCAGCUGUUGAUUACUUGAAAACCCUCCAGAGGUUCACACUGAGUAAUGUUUUCCUUGCGGGUCGUUCGAUGGGAGCUCGAGCUGCCGCGGCGUUGGGCCGGCAGCUGUGUGCCGCGGAGGAGGGAGCCGUACGGGGCCUGGUGUGUGUGUCCUUCCCUCUGCAUCCCCCUGGACAAACACACACACACGUUAAGCGCAGUGAGGACCUCAGAGCGCUGUCCCACGUCCCCGUGCUCUUCGUGUCUGGCACGGCAGACAACAUGUGUGAACGAAAGCUUCUGGAAAGUGUUGUGGAGCAGAUGAAGAGCUCCAGCUCUGUGCACUGGGUGGAGGGGGGGAGUCACGGCCUGGCAGUAAAGGGGAGGACAGAGGAGUCUGUACUGGAAGAGGUCAACUCAAGAAUCAUGACAUGGAUACUGGAACAUGUCUGAAAAUGCUCUGCUGCUGAGAUCUGUUUUUAUAUAGUGCUUGUCUGAUUGUCAACAUAUGCGAAAGAAAACAAUGUCUACAUUUUUAUAAAUAAAAUAAUUCUUCAGUGUCAGUUUAUGUACUA
Molecule: messenger RNA, 1154 nt
Organism: Colossoma macropomum (tambaqui)
Lineage: Eukaryota; Metazoa; Chordata; Actinopteri; Characiformes; Serrasalmidae
Gene: tex30
Product: testis expressed 30
Exons: 5
Coding region: 487-1032 (181 amino acids)
Source: RefSeq, a predicted model, not a curated record